AUGGGUCGGCCACAGCGGCCGCCUCCCGCUGCGUUCCUGGCGAUCGGAAGAAGCUGCGAACCCUCGAUCCCUUCACACGUCACUGAAUAUGCCAACAAGCCACUACCGCCACUACCACCGCCGACGUCGCACCCAAGACGAACGGGGACGUCUUCGUCAAGGAUAUCGCUCACUACGGCUGAGUUGCUGGAACAACUCUCGCGUCCUCCGACGAGCAUCGUGGAUACUGAGCCGAGUACACCACCUCCGAUUCCUGCCCGGUCAGCCCUUCGACCCCGGUGCCCCAGCAUCUCGACCAAGUCUAUUCUCAGCCGCCGCCGGUCGUCACGAAAGAUCCAGCAACUCACGGGCUACGACAUCGAUUUCAUGGCGGAGAGUCCGGUCGCGCCUUGCUUCGCCGAUUCAGACGCAUCGAGCGGUAACAGUAUGAGAUGGGAAUCGGAUUACAACGUCCUGCCGCCACUCGAGGAAGACAUUGGCGGGGAUACCAGCAGGGGCAGCUCCUGGGAGCCGGUGUCGCCGCCGCCAGGCAUCAUGCCAGCACCGCUAUUCAUCUCGAAACCAGCCACACGCGACGGAAGCGACUCCAGCCUGGGAAAAUACGGCUCUGCCACGUCGCCGUGGGACAAAGAGGAAAUGACACGCCCCUGGGACCUGGGGUACGGUCAAUUCAGCGACGUGAUGGCAGCGGGGGAAUAUCACCAGUUUGCGACACAGUUGGCCACGCAUCACCGGCGGCAGUACAGCGCAGACAGUUACCUCUCAGGGCCGACCCCGAAGCAAAAGAGAUCAUCCCUCAAAGUGAACUUUGCCGCGGGAAAGCUUGUAUCUCGACGCAAUACUCUGCAGGCUGGGGACCGGUCGAUAGCACCUUUGGUCACGAGGCACAAUUCGCACAGGACGCCGAAGAUCCUGGCAGCCUCACCGGUGGACCGCGCGGGCUCGAAACAGAUGCCCGUAAGCGCCUUUGACAGCGACUCAGACGACUCAGACGGGGGCAUUGGACACGGCAUCAAAGGGUGGCUAGGGCUAGUGACUGAAGAGCCUGUUUCCUCGGAGAGGCCGUAUGCGCACGGCGUCAAGAGGCACCAUGCCCUCGUGGCGGCUGGGUCACGGGCGUCAACUGGUGAGCAUAUGCGAGGUCUUUUGCAUCACGCCAAAGAUAAACUGCAGAUGAGUAAGGAGGAGAGGCGACGAGAGGAACUUAAACGACACAUUCGUGCGGCCGCAGCAUGA
Molecule: messenger RNA, 1236 nt
Organism: Purpureocillium lilacinum
Lineage: Eukaryota; Fungi; Ascomycota; Sordariomycetes; Hypocreales; Ophiocordycipitaceae
Source: RefSeq, a predicted model, not a curated record